CUUCGCCACAAACCAAAGGAGAGUGCAAUAUUAAUCACUCAUUGUACAUUCCUAUUCCUAGUGCGUGACCAUAUAUAUGGCUAGGUGGUGUGUCAUGGUGAUGCUUCUUGCUCUGGCUGUGGCCACCAGUGCCAGAAAUGUGCCCAACGAUGCUGGUCUCAAGGACCAGAAAAACUUCAUCGGCUAUGGUGGUGUUGGUGGCUAUUCUGGAGUUGGAGGCAACGGACUACCUUUUGGAGGAGUUGGUGCCGGAGUAGGUGGUGGUUUUGGUGGUGGACUUGGUGGUGGCCUUGGAGGAACCUCCGGGAUAGGUGGAAUCGGGGGAUUCGGUGGUACCGGAGGUGGACUUGGUGGCGGUUCUGGUAUUGGGGGUGGUGUUGGUGGCGGCGUUGGAACCGGCCUUGGUGGUGGCGGCACUGGUGUUCUUCCUUUCCCUUGAGUUCCAUCAACGUACGUGUGUGCAUGCAUGCAUGCAUGGCUUCUUCACGUUUCUUUGGAUUACCCUAGUCUUUCUUUUAUUCGUCCAAGAAAUAAGUGUGGCUUAAUUUAUGUAGGUGUCGUUAAUCGUCCAGGCAUUAUUCUAGUUUCUUCCUUAUAUUUUCAAAGUAAAAAAAAUAGUAGUACAUCUUGUAGUGUGUACGCCUUUGUUUAGGUUUUGUGUCGAGUGUCAAGUGUCAAGCAUAGCAGUCAUAUAUACACGCGGUUCUUUUAUGGAAUAUUCAUAUUUAGCUUGGAAGUAAUGUAAUCAAUAUAUGAGUUCAAUUUAAUGCUAGCUACUUCCUUUUUGGGCGCACACA
Messenger RNA from Cajanus cajan (pigeon pea), 797 nucleotides. Its product is annotated as Putative membrane lipoprotein. The record is from RefSeq and is a predicted model, not a curated record. NCBI's taxonomy places the organism in Eukaryota, Viridiplantae, Streptophyta, Magnoliopsida, Fabales, Fabaceae.